Molecule: messenger RNA, 3817 nt
Organism: Cottoperca gobio
Lineage: Eukaryota; Metazoa; Chordata; Actinopteri; Perciformes; Bovichtidae
Product: SH3 and cysteine-rich domain-containing protein 2-like
Exons: 10
Coding region: 477-1631 (384 amino acids)
Biological process (GO): positive regulation of voltage-gated calcium channel activity; positive regulation of protein localization to plasma membrane; skeletal muscle contraction
Molecular function (GO): protein binding
Source: RefSeq, a predicted model, not a curated record
GUGAAGGGCACAGUUCGCUUUGGAUUUAUAGCCAGCGCCUUCCAGAGCACAAGCUUUGUUUGGAUGUAAUCAUACUAAAGAUGAUUUCUCCACAUGGAUGUUUUGCUGGUUUGAACCUUUUUUGAAACUGCAGGACGGAACGGUGCCACAGUGGAGUUUUCCGAUGCGCCACACGCGAGCCUCAACCCUGAAUGCUUGUCCUUGCAUGGCAUGAGUGAAAUAUAAACAGCUGGUGUGUGCGUAUGUUUAGAAAGUGUUUAAUCAACCUGCAGUUGGUGUGUGAAAGCAAAUGGCCAUAAGCCGUCAACCACGCAGCGCGCGCACAUUCCUGGGAUGUUGAUCUGUCACCCUUUGCUACGCUUUUGUAUGGCUGAAGCUCCACAUUUUAUACCGACUGGAGACAGUUUGAAGAGUUAAAAGUGUUUUAUUUUUUAAAAGUGUUUGGGUCUUGAACGACUCUUUCCAUCACGGUGUCAAUGAUGACUGAGAACAAUGAGAUGGAGAGCGACUCUCAGCUCCAGCGCUCUCCAAGCACCAUGUCCAUCCAACCGAUGUCAUCCAAGCUCCAGAGGCUAAAACGCUCGCUGUCCUUCAAGACCAUCAUGCGCAGCAAAAGCGUGGAGAAUUUCUUCCAAAGGUCCUACAGUGACGCUCGCCUGCCCCCAGAUUUCAUCACGGACCCGCCGCCUCCUUCUCCCCCUCCGCCGCCGGGCUCUCCUCUCGUGGGCGACCGCUCACCGUCCAUUUCACCAUCUCUCAGCCCCAACCCCUCCAUCGCCUCCCACUCCCCCAAUCUCAGCCUUUCACCAUCCCUUCCCAGCAAGCCUCCCCAACCUCAGAUAACACACUGUUUCCAGGACCACGUCUUUCGCAAGCCCACCAACUGCCAGCACUGCAAGCACAUGAUAGUGGGAAACUCCAAACAGGCUCUGCGGUGUAAAACCUGCAAGAUGGCUGCUCACCUGUGGUGCACCUCAGAGCUAUCGCAGCAGCUGUGUCUUGGGAAGUCUGGAGCAUUCAAGCGAAACUUCAGCUCGCCGUUGCUCGUAAACGACCAAUUGUCUGUCGUCAAGGAGGUUCAACCAAGCCAAGAGGCUGCGCGGAUGCGUGUAGACCCCGUGUAUGCCGCCUUGCGCUUCGGGACGUCCUUGGCACAGAUGAGCCGCACCAGUUUUGGCAGUUUGUCAGAGUCACCAACACGCAGCCUGGGGGAGGGAGGUGAGGAGAUGCAGCAGAGACAGUGCAGCAUGGAUGAAGAGAUAACUCAGGACACGGGGGACACCCCUUUCCCCGACACCGAGAUCGAGGAGGAAGAGGAGAGCGGCAGCCAGCAGAUCCCUGCAGAAGCUGAGACUCCUGCAGAAGCUGACACUUUUGCAGAAGCUCAGAAUCCUGCAGAGGAGAACAAUGCGAUGGUGCCCAAGCGCAUUGAAGUCCACUCCAUCCACACCUAUGUAGCGCUCUACAAGUUUCUGCCUCAGGAACAGAAUGACCUGGAACUUCAGGCAAGAGUGGCGACAAAGUCGGCUUCUUCCCUGCCAACUUUGUGCAGAGGGUCCGGCCAGGAGAGCGAGUGUGGCGGGUCGUCCAGGGCCUGCCCGGCAACCGAGAGAGAGGACACAUGGCCGUGAGGGAAUCUCAGAUCUGUGUGGGGAAGCGGGAAGAUGGCGACGUGUUUCUGAAGCUGAGCAGCGGGAAGAAGAGAGGGCUGGUCCCGGCCGACUCCAUAGACGAGAUCUGAGCCUCAUGUGCUCACAUCACCGUCCUUCCACUUCUAAUUCCUCCUGGGGCAGGGGGGGGCACCCCUCUUCAGACUAACACCGUCACCCCUCCUCCACCCUACCCUACUCUCCAACCAAUCCUCACUGACUUAAACCAAACACGGAUAAACUGGACGAGAAACACACACACACACACACACUUCUGCUGGAGCUGGAGCUCCAUCCGCCAUGAACACGUGGUGUCCAGUUGAUUCGAUAGUCUUUCAUAAGUAGUUUUAUCUUUACGUUACAAAUAUGUUUAGUUAGACAAAGGGUGCAAGUUAAAAAUGCUUUAAAUAUGCUUGUCAGGUGCCGGUUCUCAUUCUCCCCCCAUCACAACGAUGUCUAACCAACGUGGGCGGACGCUGAGUCCUGUCAUGGGAACACGGUGCCUCUGUCAGUGUCCUUUUCUUGUUUCUUCCCACUCUGUAUGUCUCAUCCCUAUCUGCUCUUGUCGAGGUCUUUGGCCUGCAGGGGACUGAUAUCAGCUGCAUUGUAGGCUCGUCAACAACAUUGGGCACGUGCCAAGCACAACCACUGCCAGCCAGAGAAAUCUGCUGCCAUUCAGACAGAGAGACCAAUCAGAGGAGAGGAGUAGACACGAGCCCAAGCAUUUCAGUCGGGCUGGGUUGUAAAUGCUCUGUGCAGAACAGAGAAGAUUUUCAUCAGAACAUUGAAGGCUUUGAGGAUCACAGCAACUGUUCCCCCCCCUUUUUUUUAGAAUAAAAUAGCCAUGAAAAUAUGGAACAAAAAAUGCAUGGGCAUAUUUAAAUGUCUGGUAAAGAGAGCAACAAUCAGCUGGUGAACCUCGCGCUCCACAGAAAGGUCUGAGCAACACAUUCUGCUCAAAGUUCAGUCAGGAACUUAAACUUCCAGGAAUUUUAUUUAAAAAUGUCCUUUUGAAACAAAGCAGAGACAUUGUAUAGAGUGUAAAUCUGUUGUGUAAUUGUUUUAAGAAAAGAUGAUGCAGGAUGAAUCAAAAGGGAGAUGAAGUCUCUCUAAGGGAACAGGGGGGGGCGUGGUCCUCCCUUGUGAGCGCUGAGAAGGACCUUCCAAGAGCAGCAGUGGCAGAUCUCCUGUUUCCACAUAAAGGAGCUCGACGGGCAUCAAAGGGUUGCUUCCUGCAGAGACCCGGAGAAGAGCUGCAGUGGGAGUCGCAAAUGUUGCACAGCAUUAUUGCACGACUUCACUAGAGCAGUGGGAAAUAAAACCGCGGCCAGAUAAACAACACGAUGGGGAGCUUUCUGACCGUGACAAGGAGUCUAAGUUUCACUGACAGCUUGGAGAAGGAUGCCGGGCAAAUAAAAGGAAGGAGGAGGCGCAGUGAGAGAAUGACAUCAGUGUUGAACCAUUAUGAGUCAGUGAGUGCAUGCAGGUAGUGUUGUACCCAUGGGUGCACCAGUCAUCAUUGAUCAAAUGUCAUCUCCGUCUUCCUCGUUUGGCCUCGCUCGUCUUCUCUUUAUUGAUGCGACGGUUCAGUUAUGACAUAAAGUGAAGGCACUUGUUCUUGUACUGUAGGCAGGUACACUUUUGAUAGUUUAGACAUCGAUUCUUCAAUCCAUUACUAAUUCAAUGCAUUUCUUUUAAAAGGACAUCUUGUUCCGGAGAGAGGAUAGACACUCUCCGCUUGUGGUCACACACAUGAAGAAAGUAGAAUAAUGGCACUGCAGAUGGUGAAAUAACUUCACUUGUAUGUCUUCUUACACAGCUGAUAUCAUUUAGUCUGCAUUUCAAUAUAUGUGAAAGCAUUUAGAGACGGUGAGAAAUAAGCUUCUCUUCUUGUCAUAACGAGAAUAGCACUUUAUUUAGUCUCAUGUUAAUAAGUUGUGCUUCUUGUAUAUCCUUCAUAGUAAUAGCUGUCGUACACAACAAUACUUUACCUGUUAAAAGAAAAAUGGCGUCAGAGUAGAACUGGAUUAGUAAUUUUUACCCAUGUAAACUAUUUUUUAUUUUGUAUCGUGCCUAGUUUUAUGUAGCAUCACAUGUUCACACCUUUGAGAAUUGUUAGGUAUGUCAUUGGUUGGCCACAUACCUCAAUAAAACAUCUUUACAAAACA